Micropterus salmoides (largemouth bass) is the source of this 1429-nucleotide messenger RNA. RefSeq lists its product as uncharacterized. The coding region runs from base 382 to 1278 and encodes 298 amino acids. NCBI's taxonomy places the organism in Eukaryota, Metazoa, Chordata, Actinopteri, Centrarchiformes, Centrarchidae. The transcript is spliced from 11 exons. The record is from RefSeq and is a predicted model, not a curated record.
UACAUUUUCCUGAUUAUUCCUGUUUAAUGACUUUUACCUGUAACAGAGUAUUUUUGUAGUGUAGUAAUAGUACUUUUAAUUAGGUAAAUUUUCCGUCCCCACUGUCUUGUUUCACUAACAGCACUUUGUUGUUGGAGGACACGAGCCAAACAAACAGCUUCUCCUCAGUCUGCAGAGGUGACGCUCGGCUGCGCACCGCCCCCUAGUGACGGGAGAACUCUACGUCGUGACGUCCUGCGAUGACGUUAAUUUCAUCAUCAGCUCCAUUCCGCUGAUUUUAAAUGCUUACAAACUAAAGCCACCGGUCACCACCUGCUUCCCUCUUCCUCAGUUUGUUUCCUGCCUACUUUAUUUUCCAGCUCCAUCACUCCAAGGAAGACCAUGGCGUGUGAUCAGGGGUCACCAUCACAUUAUCCGCACUGCCCAGCUGGAUCAGCAGUGGGCAGGAAAAACGUGGAGUUGAAAAGUAAGGAGUCCAGCAAUGAGAAGGUUGAACUGACGGUGGGUGUGAAAGGCUCCAAACCCCAAAUGUCCAUCAAGCUUUCCUCGUGUUUUUGUGAGGACAGUGAAGCCUGCGUGGCUCAUCACCACAGUGAUGAUUCACUUUAUGUAAAAGUGGAGCCAUCACUGACGGACAUCGAGAGUGGAAAGAACAAAGAGACCGCUGCAGCACAAAUACAGACUCCGAGCACAAAGCCCAAGGCCAGGACGCUGGUAGCAUGCAGACAGCUGAUUGAUGCGAAGGAGGGGGCCUCUCUCAGGGACCAAUGUGAGAUCACUCACACACUGUUCACAGUCAUUCCCUCUCAAACGUUUGGGCUGGAAAUGUUUGAAUCAUACUCUCCUCUGCCGUUACUAACACUCGAAGGGGCUGUAAGAUUGACGAGCACUGACCCCAUAAGGACCUCUUCUGUUCAUGCAUCCAUUGCUGGAAAAGCUUCGCUAUGCGCUGCUCGACAGGGUGAAGCACCAGGGUUGAACAUGAAGCCGUCUAACAUCACCAGAGAGGAAAAAAAAAGCCAGUAUUACAAAGACCUUUGCCUGCAGAUAGAGGAGAGGAAGCGGCAGAUAGAAAAGGAGCGAAGUAGAAACACUGUUGACGAACGAAAGCACCAUGACACCAUGCAGCACUCCAUCUGGGGGAUGCCAGGAAGUGGUGCCCCAAACUACCACCUGGGCACAGCAAAAAGGACCAAUAGCCUUUACACCGCAGGGAUUUUACCCCAAGAGCAGAUCCGUGGUAAAGGCUUCAGUAGGACCCCUUUCCACCGCCUGUGAAAUUAACACCAUAACAUCCCCGAGCUGAGACAACUGAGAGCUCUAGAGAAGUCAGGAAAACAGUACUCUCUGACUUUUGUCUUCAAGUAAUGUUUUUUUUUUUGUAGUCAUCAAGAUAUUUGGGCUGUUUCAGCAGCAAAUUCUUAUGGUG